Ilex paraguariensis (yerba mate) is the source of this 777-nucleotide messenger RNA. Lineage: Eukaryota; Viridiplantae; Streptophyta; Magnoliopsida; Aquifoliales; Aquifoliaceae. The record is from the annotation of a GenBank genome assembly.
GAUCCCUCCAAAGAACGAAAAGCAAACAUGCCCGAAACGGAGCCGUGGGAAGCACUCGAUGUAGACGAUUCAGACGUCCCCUCUCUCCUCCGCCCUUGCAAGAACCUCCACAACCACCAAACCAAUCACCCCCAAAUCACCUCACAGUCGCUCUCCAACUCAAUCCUCCAACGCUGUUCUCAACUCCCACCCUCUCAACCCACCCCCAAUUUGCCAACUCAAACCCUACCCUCUCUCUCUCCUCGCCUCAUUCCAGGCCCCGCCGGGGCCGUUCAGGCUGCAAUGCUCCGUAAAGCCCGCGACAACCAAAGCUUCUCCUGCAGCGAAUUUAACCCUAUCCCAACGCAGGAGUAUAUAAGGAGGGCGGUGGAAAAUCCGGAGGACGAUGAUGAUUUCAAGAUGAAUACUUGGCUUUGGGCUACUGAAUAUCUUCGCAGCGAAGGUGUGGUGGAUGGUGGGGUUUAUUGUACACCUUUGAGCUCUAUCAAGAAAUCCGAAGGCAUUGGCAAGGUUGAUAAGGUUGUGGCUGUUAUCAAGUCUUCCACACCCAAUGGCCUUGGAGAUAUGAUGGUGACUCUAAAGGAUCCUACUGGUACAGUUGAUGCUAGCAUUCAUCGGAGAGUCUUUUCCGAGCUGGAUUUUGCAAAGGACAUAUGCGUCGGCUCAGUUUUGAUACUUCAAAAGGUUGCUGUUUUUAUCCCUUCACGUUCAGCACGUUAUCUCAACAUAUCACUCAACAAUUUGGUAAAGGUGCUUCUCUCCCUAUUCUACUGUUAG